Molecule: messenger RNA, 2066 nt
Organism: Cynara cardunculus var. scolymus (artichoke)
Lineage: Eukaryota; Viridiplantae; Streptophyta; Magnoliopsida; Asterales; Asteraceae
Product: protein NRT1/ PTR FAMILY 5.6-like
Exons: 4
Coding region: 187-1857 (556 amino acids)
Biological process (GO): transmembrane transport; dipeptide transport
Cellular component (GO): membrane
Molecular function (GO): dipeptide transmembrane transporter activity; tripeptide transmembrane transporter activity
Source: RefSeq, a predicted model, not a curated record
UCCAAUUUUGCCAAAAGAAUGACCAAGCACUAUAUACCACCCCACAAACUUCCACCAAAACCAAGAAUCAUUGAUCUUAUAAAGGACUGUCACUCUCACUUGUUCACUCUACAAGGGCAACAACACUUGCUCCUCUCUCUCUCAAACCUCUAUCUUUAAUUUGACCUUUUUGUGUUUGAAUUGAAGAUGGCAUUAGAGCUGGAGGAGAAGAACAGAGUUGAAAUUCGGGUAGAUGCUAAAGAGAUGAAGUGGGUUUGUGAUUCAUCUCUGGAUCAUAAAGGGAGAGUUCCUCUUCGAUCUUCAACUGGUACUUGGAAAGCGGCAUUCUUCAUCAUUGAAGUGAUGCAUGAAGACCUGACAACAGCAGCCAAGAACGUCAACCGCUGGGCAGGAGUUACAACUAUCAUGCCUUUGCUUGGUGGUUUCCUUGCUGAUGCCUAUGUUGGCAGAUUCUUCAUGAUCUUGCUUUCCUCCUCCAUCUAUCUCAUGGGUUUAGGAAUACUUACAAUGUCUCAGUUUGUACCAAGCUUGAAGCCAUGUGGAGUUAGGAGGUGCAUCCAUCCAAGAAGAGUUCAUGAACUGAUCUUCUUCAUAGGAAUAUACUUGAUCUCUUUGGGAACAGGUGGCCACAAACCGUCGUUAGAAAGCUUUGGAGCAGACCAGUUUGACGAUGAUAACUUGGAAGAGAGGAAGGGGAAGAUGUCAUUUUUCAACUGGUGGAAUGCAGCGUUGUGCGGUGGGCUUGUUCUGGGAGUAACAGUGGUGGCUUAUGUGCAAGAUAACUUCAACUGGGGAUUUGCAAACCUCAUUCUUACUGUUACUAUGGUCAUAACCACCAUUAUAUUCACUCUGGGGAAGCCGUUUUAUCGGUAUCAUGUGCCCCAAGGCAGCCCACUAACACCAAUACUACAGGUUCUUGUUGCAGCCAUGAUGAAGAGAAAGCUAACUUAUCCUUCGAGCCCAGACUUAUUGCAUGAAGCCCCAAGUACUCGAAGAAGAUUACUGUGCCAUACAAAUAAACUAAGAUUUCUUGAUAAGGCAUGUAUCAUUGAAGAUAAUGACAUGUCAGAAGGGAAGAAACGGUCCCCUUGGAAACUAUCGACAGUAACUGAUGUUGAAGAAGCAAAACUCAUAGUAAACAUGGUUCCCAUAUGGCUGACCUCUUUACAGUUUGGGGUAUGUAUAGCACAAUCUGCGACUUUCUUCCUCAAACAAAGCAGCACAAUGAAUAGAAUGAUGGGUAAAAAUUUUGAGAUCCCACCAGCAAGUAUUCACGCUCUUUCUGCCAUUGGAAUGUUGCUGUGUGUCAUAUGCUAUGAAAAAAUCAUAACCCCGACACUAAGGAGAAUAACGGGCAAUGAAAGAGCCAUCCCGAUCCUCCAAAGAGUUGGGAUUGGGAUGAUCAUUUCUAUUUUAGGUAUGGUAAUUGCAGCAGUGGUGGAGAAGCAGAGGUUGAUCGUUGCAGGGAAAGAGAAAGGAGGUAAAGCAAGGUUUCUUUCGAUGAGCGUGUUUUGGCUAGCGCCUCAGUACUUGAUUCUGGGCAUAGGAGACGGGUUUACUCUUGUGGGGUUGCAAGAGUAUUUUUAUGACCAAGUUCCUGACUCCAUGAGAAGCUUAGGCAUAGCUUUGUAUUUAAGUGUGAUUGGUGUUGGAAGCUUCUUGAGCAGUUUUAUGAUAAGUGUUGUAGACCAUGUUACUGGGAAUAUUGGGACAAGUUGGUUUGGGAAGGACUUAAAUAGCAGCAGGUUGGACAAGUUCUACUGGCUGUUGGCAGCUCUCAAUGGGUUCAACUUUGGCAUCUACGUCUUACUGGCAAACAGGCAUUCUUACAAGAAUUUGCAGAGAAAUGUUAGUUAACCUGUAUAUGAUAAGCCACUGGCUUCAUGUCAUGUUAUUACUUUCUUGGAGUUUAAGACUGAAAUGUGAUGUUGGUGAUCUUAGAAGCACCAAAAUGAAAAUUAAUCUAAAGAAAUCAAUAUACAAGUAUUUAUGAUGAUGAUGAUGAUGAUGAUGAUACCAUACACUCCAAUCUCAUGGAUCACUACCUUAUAUGUGUAUACUUGAUA